GGCGGUGGCCCAGUUCGGAGCCGCAAAGUCCCCGCCUCCCGCUGGUCCCGGAGGCCGCGGCGUCGCGGGGCCCGCGGCGGUUGCGCGGAGGGAGCCCAGCGGGGAGAGGGCCAUGAGGGACCACUCUGGGCUUCCACUGGAGGGCCACCCGCGUCCUCCACGAGCCCUUCCACCUGUGCCAAGUGAUAUUAAAGAUGAUAUUCCACUUGGUCGUCCUAAGAAAAAGAAGCCAAGAACAAAAACCCCGCUAGCAAGUGCUUCUUUGGAAGGCCUUGUUCAGACUGCUGUUCAUAGGCCGUCUGAGAGCAGUGAGCCACCACAUAAAGAACCCAAAGAGCAUGUAGAAGCUCCUGUUCCAAGAAGACAGAAGAAGACGAGGCUACCUCUUGAAUUGGAGACUGCCUUCACCCAAAAGACAUCUAGUCCACCUUUAUUACGAAAUGAAAAUGGUAUCGAUGGGGAGCCAGCUGAGGAGCCAGUCAUUCAAAAACCUCGCAGGAAGACGAAGAAAACACAGCCAGCAGAAUUGCAGUAUGCCAAUGAGCUGGGAGUGGAAGAUGAAGACAUAAUUACUGAUGAACAGAGUAGUCCAGAACAGCAGUCUGUGUUCACUGCACCCACUGGCAUUAGCCAGCCUGUAGGCAAAGUGUUCGUGGAAAAAAGCCGGCGAUUCCAGGCCACCGACCGUUCAGAGUUGAUCAAGACCACAGAAAACAUAGACGUGACCCUGGACGCAAAGCCUUCCUGGACGACCAGAGACGUUGCACUCUCAGUGCACCGGGCUUUCAGGAUGGUUGGUCUCUUUUCUCAUGGUUUCUUGGCUGGCUGCACUGUGUGGAAUAUUAUUGUGAUAUAUGCUCUAGCAGGAAGUCAGCUUUCUGACCUCUCAAACCUUCUGCAACAAUACAAGACCUUAGCAUAUCCAUUCCAGAGUCUUCUCUACUUGCUUUUGGCUCUAAGUACAAUUUCAGCUUUUGACAGGAUUGACUUUGCCAAAACAUCAGUAGCAAUCCGAAAUUUUCUUGCUCUGGAUCCAACAGCUUUAGCCUCUUUCUUGUACUUUACUGCUCUCAUACUAUCUCUGAGUCAGCAAAUGACAAGUGACAGAAUACACCUUUACACACCUUCUUCUGUUAAUGGUAGUCUCUGGGCAGCGGGAGCUGAGGAACAGGUUCUCCAGCCAUGGAUCGUGGUGAACCUGGUGGUGGCCAUUCUGGUUGGAUUAUCUUGGCUUUUUUUGUCCUAUAGGCCAGGCAUGGAUCUUAGUGAAGAGUUGUUGUUCUCCUCUGCUGUGGAAGAAUCUCCUGAUAAAGAUAAAGGGAUCAAAGCCUCUUCCUAGUGCCUGCUCACCUUCAGAGGAAUGAUAACCCAGUAUUGAGAAUUUUUCUCAUUCUUGCUUUUAAAUGUAUUUUUGUAAGAUAUGUACAGGUGUGUUUGGAAUUGAUUUUUUUUUUAUUAUAUAAUACUGAAAAGAUUCUCAAGAUUAUGGAAAAUGUUGAAAUUGUAUCUGUAAUUUAUACCCAUUCAUUUCAAUAGCAUUACUAUCUUAAUGACAAAGGAGAUAAUGAGCUAGAAACCAGUAGGUGAAAGUGUUUAUUUCCUGUUCUCUCAAAUUAAGUGCAUUUAUAAUCAUUAGCUUAAAAAGCACUAGUACAGAAAAAGCCAAAACUUCAGUGUUACAAAAGAUGUAUCAGGUUUAAACAUAAAUUUAGGGAAUAGGGAAGAAGGGG
Messenger RNA from Phyllostomus discolor (pale spear-nosed bat), 1730 nucleotides. It is a transcript of the gene TMEM237, whose product is annotated as transmembrane protein 237. The transcript is spliced from 13 exons. NCBI's taxonomy places the organism in Eukaryota, Metazoa, Chordata, Mammalia, Chiroptera, Phyllostomidae. The coding region runs from base 113 to 1339 and encodes 408 amino acids. Gene Ontology annotation, cellular component: ciliary transition zone. Gene Ontology annotation, biological process: cilium assembly. The record is from RefSeq and is a predicted model, not a curated record.